Molecule: messenger RNA, 1845 nt
Organism: Trichoderma aggressivum f. europaeum
Lineage: Eukaryota; Fungi; Ascomycota; Sordariomycetes; Hypocreales; Hypocreaceae
Exons: 2
Coding region: 1-1845 (614 amino acids)
Source: RefSeq, a predicted model, not a curated record
AUGGACCAGACAAUCUCAAAUGCCUACCCUGGUCCUGCUCUGGAGGCUGAAAAUGCGUUCCGCUUGCUAGAACUGCAGGCCGGUCAGAAUAACGACCCUGUUACGAUCCGAAUACUUGCUUGCUCCUUCGGCAGCGUAUCAUACGAAGCCGUCUCUUAUACCUGGGGCGAUGCAGAUCAGAAAAAUGAGAUCAAAGUACUCUCACACAGUGCCAACGAAACUUGUGCCACCAUGUUCGUCACAACAAACUGUCACAACGCUUUGAUGGCCCUACGGAAAACUCACGAGCCUCGAGUCUUGUGGAUCGAUUCAAUAUGUAUCAACCAACACUCAAUGCCUGAGCGCAACCAUCAAAUUAGCCUCAUGGCCCAGAUAUAUCAAGGAGCCCGUCGUGUCGUGGUAUAUCUUGGACAAAGCGCCCAUGGCAGUGACGAAGCCAUGCACUCGAUAUGCGAAAUCGAUCAGCCCUCUGAUUACGGCGCUUAUCCGUCUUGGGAUACGAUGCCAAAACCUCCCUCAAACAUCGAAUCUAUUCGCGCACUCUUCAAGCGACCUUGGUUUUAUCGGGUAUGGGUGUUGCAGGAGAUCGCUUUCGCCAAAGAUGCCGUUUUUGUCUGCGGCCAGUACGAAGUAGGCUGGGAUAGCAUUCGUACUUUCUGCCACUGGACCCGGAACAAUCGCUGGAUGAAGGGAGCUGCUCUUCCGUAUCCUAUUGAAUACACUGUCAAAAAAUCUCGUAGCAGAACCGACUUCAUUCACUACAAUCAUCGUCUGUAUGAGCUUCUCAGGAACACAAAAGACUGUCAGGCAACAGAUGCGAGGGAUAAGGUGUACGCGAUGCUCCCCUUGCUAAAGUGGGAACAUGAGAAUAUGAUCAGAGAGCUUGAAGCGAAUCAGAAUCAAGCUGAAGACAAGAGGGUGGGUGGGCUAGACGCUGACAGACUGCAUCAAGCAUCAUUCAUCCAAGCAGACUAUACGAUGUCUGUUCAACAGGUGUAUACAAAUCUCGCAAUCAUCCUACUUGAGCACUUUGGACUUCAAGCGCUACAAAUCGGCCUAGCUCCGCGUCGUGUGGAGAAACUCCCAUCUUGGGUUAUAGAUUGGGAAGCUAUCACAAAGUCACCGUACCAGUUCCAGCAGCCAUUGACUCCGUUCAAGCCUCAAGAUUCGUCGAAUGUCGAAAAUUCGUCCAUAUGGAGCGUUUCUCGUUUUUUCCUAGUCGACAAAGAGCCAAAGGAGCAGCUACGAGUCAGAGCCUUGAAAAUCGGCACUAUCACCUUCACUGGGGAUGUUUGUGAUAUCCGUCAAAACAUCUUCCCCCUGAAACAAUGGGCGAGGCUUGGCUCCGGCCCAAAAUGGUGGCAUCAAAUGCCGACUAUGCCUCCAGAUCUCACUGACCGCCAACCGAGUUUUUGGCGGCAGCACUGUGAGCUCUCUCCAUUUGCGGUGACCUUGGCAGCAGGUUACAUUGUGUAUGCAGACGUCGUCCGCAGAGCUCUUAAAACUAUGGCUACCUUUGAUGAAAGCAAUAAUGCUGCUGAAACAAAAGACAACCAUAGGCGCUAUGAGGAUUACCCUAAAAAGUUACCUCCUAGCUAUUGUAUACAAGCGCAAGGGAUAUUUAAUGCUUGCGAUGGACGGAGAUUUUUUAUCACUGAUACAGGGCAUAUCGGCUUGGCUCCUGCAACGGCUACUACGGGGGAUUUGACGUUCAAAGUCAAUGGCUGUGAUGCUCCCUUUGUCAUGAGACCUUGGACGGAUGCCGAGGCUGAAACCCAUCCUGUUGAGAGUGUUGGAUACAUGGUAUAUCACGUGGGGAAAGAGAAGACUUCUAUGACAAGGUAA